AUGCGGUGCGGGCGCCAACCAAUGGAUGGGGAGAAGAAGCGUGCCGCCGACUUCAAGGCAUCCGCCGACGAGACGAAGAGGCGGCUCGAGGCGGCGCUGCGGGAGCAGCGCGCGCUCGUGCGCCGCCUGGGCGAGGCCGAGGCCGCCGGCGGGGGCGGCGCUGCGGCAGCGGCAGCGGCGAACGCGGCGGCCGCCGCGGCGCGGGACGCCGCGCGGCGGGGGGAGGCGGAGGAGGAGUUCUGGGGGGAGGAGGCGGGGCGGCGGUUUGCGGCGCAGCAGGAGGAGCUGGUGGCGCUCAGGGAGCGGGUGGCGGCUCAGGAGGAGGAGCUGGAGAGGGCCGCGAGCUCUGCCCCCACGGCCGCCACGAGCGCGGCCCGCUACGAGGCGAAGAUUUCACAGCUCACGGCUGCCCUGAGCGCCUCAGAGGCGCGGCUGGCUUGCGGCACGCCCCACCCCGGCGGCAGCGGGGCGGACGGCUGGCCCGGGGGUGACGCGGGGGUCGAGGCGGCAGUUGCUGAGGUGGCGGCGCUGCGGGGGCGGGUGGCUGGGCUGGAGGGGGAGCUGGCGGCGGCGCGGAGGGGGGGCGGCGGGGAUGGCCGCCGCAGCGCAGACGCCGGUGUGGCGGAGGCGCUGCGGCGCGAGCUGACGCGGUACCAGGGCUGGUCCCGGCGACUAUGA
Messenger RNA from Monoraphidium neglectum, 678 nucleotides. RefSeq lists its product as hypothetical. NCBI's taxonomy places the organism in Eukaryota, Viridiplantae, Chlorophyta, Chlorophyceae, Sphaeropleales, Selenastraceae. The coding region runs from base 1 to 678 and encodes 225 amino acids. The record is from RefSeq and is a predicted model, not a curated record. The transcript is spliced from 5 exons.